GCAACCGCCAAUAACAAUAAAGAAGAAGAGGAACGGAAGUUAAUAAAAAUAAAAGAAGAAGACGCGUUUACAAGCCUUUCCACUAACAACACGUGAAUAUCAGAGGGUUCAGGGGUCAAGAUGGGUCGGUCCUCUAAAGACAAGAGGGACAUUUAUUACCGCCUAGCCAAAGAGGAGGGCUGGAGAGCGAGGAGCGCCUUCAAACUGCUGCAACUCGACCAAGAGUUCAACCUGUUUACAGGUGUAAACAGAGCAGUGGAUCUCUGUGCAGCCCCCGGCAGCUGGAGUCAGGUUCUCAGUCGGAAACUCAGAGGAUGUGUGGAGACAGGUGAAAAGGGUGAAAACAGUGAAGCAGUGAAGAUUGUGGCAGUGGACCUGCAGGCCAUGGCUCCUCUGCCUGGCGUCACUCAGAUACAGGGAGACAUCACCAAGGUGUCGACAGCUCAGGAAAUAAUCCGCCACUUUGAGGGUCAGCCAGCUGACCUGGUGGUGUGUGAUGGAGCUCCAGAUGUAACUGGACUCCAUGAUGUGGAUGAGUACAUCCAGGCUCAGCUCCUGUUGGCUGCUUUGAACAUCACCACUCAUGUCCUGAAGUCAGGAGGAACGUUUGUGGCCAAGAUCUUCCGAGGUAAAGAUGUAACCCUGCUAUACUCCCAGCUGAAGAUCUUCUUCAGUGGUGUGACCUGCACCAAGCCUCGCAGCAGCAGGAACUCCAGCAUCGAGGCUUUUGUGGUCUGUCAGAAUUACUCUCCUCCCAAAGGCUACAUCCCCAACAUGUCCAACCCUCUGCUGGAUCACUCCUAUGAUGUGGAUUUUAACCAGUUAGAAGGUCCGAACCGUGUCAUUGUUCCCUUCCUGGCAUGUGGUGACCUCAGCGCCUUUGACUCUGACAGAACUUACCCUCUGCAGCUUGAUGCUGGUAAACAGUACCAGUAUACUCCCCCGACUCAGCCGCCCAUACACCCCCCAUACCAGCAGGCCUGCCAUCUUCGCAAAAUGAACCUGCUGUCCAGAGAGGACGCUCCAUCACUCUGUCCCACCCAGAGCCAAGAUGAGCCAGAGCCAAAUUCUGCAUCAACCUGAUCCACGACUGAUGCUGUUGGCGCUUUUUAAAAAGAAACAAACAAUCAAAACACACCUGAAGAGAGCGGGCGAUUUCCAUUAAAAGAACUGUGGUUUCCUGCCUGAUGAGAGAAGAUGGGUAUGAGUUUAAUUUCUAUGAGGCCAGUGAUAUAUCCAUUAGCAAAAACACUGGAGGCUAUCUCGGAUGUGUUUCUAAGCAGAGGAGCAUGUUCUUAUUGGUUGGUCUGAUUUAAUGCAGAAUUCUUUGAAAGAAUUACUGAGGAACUUCAAAAAGUUAUCUUAAGGCAAACAGAAUUUUUUAUUUGAUGAAACUUAUCCACAAUUAUUACACUAUAAUGAAUUAAUUUUUUUAAAGUGAAAUAAAAGCAUGCACCAUGCUCAUAGUUAGUAUUCUUAAUAUUGCAACUGUACUGUAAGUAACCUUUAAACUAAGCUUUAUCGCCAUGCAACAAUAAUGGAUUGUAUUAGUUAUAAGUUUUAAGUCUAUAAUUCUAAUGGCAGAAGGUAUUUUCAACUCAAUGUUUCAUGUUCGUCAUCCUGACAAUAAAGGAACACAUAAGGGAUCAUGUAAUAAACUUAUGUUAAACCAAAAUAUGUUUUAAAGUCUUCAAAAUAGGCACCUUUUGCUUUAAUAACAGCUUUGCACACUCUUGGCAUUCUCUCAAGCAGCUUCAUGAGGUAAUCACUUGAAAUGGUUUCCCAACAGUCUUGAAGGAGUUCCCAGAGGUGCUGAGCACUUGUUUGCUUCUUUGCCUUCACUCUGCGGCCCAACUCAUCCCAAACCAUCUCAGUUGGGUUUAGAUCAGGGGUGCCCAAUACGUCGAUCGCGAUCUACUGGUCGAUCGCAAGAGGAGUGCAGGUAGAUCGCAUGGAACUCCCAGUGAAGUUGGGGAGAAAAUGUAGAUUGCACGGCACCCUACGCAUGUGCAUUUAACCACGCUAGAUUUGCUUUAACCACUUUAACAAGCUGUCGUGUCGCAAAGCUAGCCUCCAGUUUGUUUUAAACAAAACUGAAGAAAGGAAAGGCUAUAAAAAUGAGUUCUGUAGCCGGUCCAAAUAAAUGGUAAAUGGACUAGUUCUUAUAUAGCGCUUUUCUACUCAGUCAGAGCACUCAAAGCGCUUAUACAACACGUUUUUACAUUUACCCAUGCACUCCCAUUCAUAC
Messenger RNA from Archocentrus centrarchus (flier cichlid), 2248 nucleotides. RefSeq names its product FtsJ RNA 2'-O-methyltransferase 1 (gene ftsj1). The transcript has 11 exons. Gene Ontology annotation, biological process: tRNA methylation; cytoplasmic translation. The coding region runs from base 121 to 1083 and encodes 320 amino acids. Gene Ontology annotation, cellular component: cytoplasm. Lineage: Eukaryota; Metazoa; Chordata; Actinopteri; Cichliformes; Cichlidae. The record is from RefSeq and is a predicted model, not a curated record. Gene Ontology annotation, molecular function: tRNA methyltransferase activity.